Messenger RNA from Fusarium redolens, 815 nucleotides. RefSeq lists its product as uncharacterized. Lineage: Eukaryota; Fungi; Ascomycota; Sordariomycetes; Hypocreales; Nectriaceae. The transcript is spliced from 2 exons. The record is from RefSeq and is a predicted model, not a curated record. The coding region runs from base 75 to 713 and encodes 212 amino acids.
CGUCUAUUCCGAUCAAAGAACGAUUCUUCCUUCUUCUCAAUUCAUAUUACUCGUCUAUAUGUAACAAGUAAAAUAUGAAUGGGCUGAUGAACUCCAGUCGACUUUGUGCGCGCCGCGCAGGCUUUUUCGGAACCCGUCAAUCGCGUCACGCCACCGCCAUGACCGCUACCUCAAUCAGUAUCGGUCUACAAAAGAACCGGACGAGCAGCCAAUGCUGUAGCAAAAAGAAUGCCUCACAGACUCCAGCCCCAGUAUCAAUGACAUCCAAGGCUUUUUGGAACUCAAGACCGACAUGGAAGAGGGCUUCUGUCAACACUACGCGAUGCCUCAUCGGAUGUACAAUCGGUGACUUUGCAGCCAUGUGGUUUCUCCAAGCCUAUUACCCGGGGCUAAGUAUGGGAAUAGUGAUGCCAAUCUCAAUGGCCUCUGGUGUUUCAACGUCCAUUCUCCUGGAGACGGUCAUGCUACGCGUUGGGCGUGACGGCUUAUCAUGGCUUACUGCGAUGAGAACAGCGGUUGGCAUGAGUCUCAUCUCUAUGUUGACCAUGGAAGCGGCCGAAAACGCCGUGGACUACUAUUUAACGGGAGGACAAGUUGCUCUUGAUGAUCCAUCAUUCUGGCUUGCUGCUUUGGUGUCUAUUGCAGCGGGUUUCCUGGCGCCUUUGCCGUACAAUUACGCGAGGUUACGAAAAUACGGAAAAGCCUGCCACUGAACAGCCCACGAAAAGGACUCUUCGGCCUCGAACUGCAAUUGUAUUGUUGUCUAUUUCUUCUCAAAUUAUAGAAAGAUAUUAUAUCAAGUUUCCACUCUUUUA